Messenger RNA from Lodderomyces beijingensis, 1449 nucleotides. The record is from the annotation of a GenBank genome assembly. NCBI's taxonomy places the organism in Eukaryota, Fungi, Ascomycota, Pichiomycetes, Serinales, Debaryomycetaceae.
AUGUUGGCCAUAACCAUUCCAUAUCUACUAUUACGACGGAUCUUGAGCCGACUAUGGCAGCUUUUGCUCAAGAUCUCGAGAUACGUUUCCGUCUUCCAUUAUAGAUUGUACUUUGCAGUGCUACAUGAGCAAACUUUAGCCGCGUUUGCAUGGGAUCUCACCAAGACAUCUACCUUCAUCGCGCUAUGCGUGGCAUUCACCGUGUUGUUCAACCACAUCCCACGCACAGAGUACAUAUGCUACAAGUUUCUAUACCGGUUUGACUCGUAUUUCUUUGACAUUUGGAGCCAGCCAAUUGGCUCGCUAACGGGGUUGACGUUGACUGGACUCGCUGCGUACAUGAUGCUUUAUUAUUUCUAUACCGAUGAGGAGGAGGAGCCCACGGCUUUGCCCAACCAUUAUCACCACUAUCAGCAGGUGCUGCUCGCGCACUUGAAACCGUUGCAGAUAUCGCUGGUGUUGAUGAAUGAGAACGUGGUGCAUAUAUCUACCGCGAGCUCACGGGUUUCAACUGCAGAGUCAACCACAACCACAACCACGGGCUCUAGCUCGUCCACGUUGUCACCCGUUGGUGAUCCGUACAACAUAUUCGCAGAAGAGGCAGAGGUUUGGCAACUCAAUACCCCCGUCUCAAGCGAGUCCUUUGCAUACGAUAACCACAAGUUUCCCCAAGAUACAAACAAGUUCAAUCUUCAUAGCCUGUUUUGGGACAGAGCCCCCGUUAUCCUUUUCGGUUCCGCAUGGCUCAUCCUCAACAUUGUGCAAAAGGGGAAGCAUCCAGUUUACAAAACCAAAAACAUCGUCGCUUGGGCGUUUCACGUGCCGGUCCACUUUGCCGUGCCCCUAGUGGCAGUCGCAUGGCUUUACAUAUGGCACGCCCCCGGUGCAGCGCGUCUAUUAAUCACAUGUCUCGGGUUGCAAAACUGUGCUGUGCUCUUCACCUAUCUCGUGUUCCCCAAUGCUCCCCCGUCGUUUAUCAAGUUGUUUGGCGAGAACAGGGUGCCUUCAUUCGAUAUGGUAUACAGCGAUAGCCAAGCUUCCGAAGAUAAGAAAUUUUCAUUCAUACUCCACAAGGCGCUCCAUUAUGCUGCUCCGCAUAAGUUUGCUUCGUUUCCCUCGUUGCACUCGGCGUUUGCUUGCUUGAUCUGUUUUUUCGUGUGCCAUUACUCGAAAUGGUCCUGGUUUAAACUACUUAGUGUUGUCAAUGUCGUGGGCCAGUGGUGGGCCGAAGUAUAUUUGGACCACCACUGGAGAAUCGAUAGUUUAGCUGGGUUGGUCUAUGCUAUUGUUAUUUGGACAUGGGUGAGAAAUUACAACCAAAGUUUAGCCAAGAUCGAGCUGAAGUUUGAGCAAGCGAGGGCGAAUCGAGACUUUGUCAAUGGGAGCACCAUGGGGAUGCGAUUGUUUCGAGCGACAAAGUUGCAAAACUCCUUUGAUCCAAAGGCAUAA